AUGCAAAUCCAAUCAGUUGUUUGUAUUGCGGCUAGUUUAUUGGUGCUUUCUUGCACUCUUCAAACUUCAACCGCUGAAACCGAUCAAAGGAAAAUGAAAAGCAUGGCGGAAGUUCUCCAAAUCCUUCAAAAUUUGGAUAAAUAUUACACUCAAGCUGCAAGACCUAGGUUGUGA
Pediculus humanus corporis (human body louse) is the source of this 174-nucleotide messenger RNA. RefSeq lists its product as uncharacterized. NCBI's taxonomy places the organism in Eukaryota, Metazoa, Arthropoda, Insecta, Psocodea, Pediculidae. The transcript is spliced from 2 exons. The coding region runs from base 1 to 174 and encodes 57 amino acids. The record is from RefSeq and is a predicted model, not a curated record.